AUGGCCCGAAUCGGCGACCAGCUGGCGGCUGCUGGCCGGGCCGCCCGUCGCCUGUUCUGCCUGCACACGGCAGGUGGCGACAGGGACGAGGCCACAGGCGACAGCCAUAAACAGGAAUCCGACGUCGUCGCGCACGCAAACGCAAACUCUUCCCAAACAACCACCACAUCUCCGCCUUCGUCCGCACCAGCAGGCCGCACGACGAUCACCACAACCGCCGCGGCCGCAGCACAUAGCGACCUCAAAGAGCAUCAACCAGAUCAAAGCACUGCGAUCUCCAGUCAAGGAAACGACAAGAUGGCCGACUACCUCGACGACGAGCACGACAAGGAGAAUGCCGCCCCCGGCGCCACUUCUUCUGCCCAAAACUCCCGCGGUGUUGCGGGCAUCACCCCCAUCCUGGGGGAGCUGACCCUCGGCAAGCAAGGCGAGGAGAAGCCUGCGUCCGUGACCAAGGUCAUCCGUCCGCUCGACAACGACCCCGAGGCCAUUCGCGCUCGCGAGCAGAACCAGUUCUUCAUCGGCGAGGCCCUCGAAAUGGCUCGACUCGCUCUGCGCACCAACGAGACGCCCGUCGGGUGCGUGCUUGUCCACGAGGGCAAGAUCAUCGCCAAGGGCAUGAACGCCACCAACGUGACGCGCAACGGCACGCGUCAUGCCGAACUCAUGGCCCUCUCGUCGCUGCUCUCCGUGCCGAACCCGACGGGCCCCAAGACGACGUCCCUGAAGCCGUUCAUCCCGCCCGAGGUGAAGCAGGCCACCAAAGAGGCCAAGGCAAAGGCUGAGGCAGAGGCCAAGGCGAAGGCCGAGGCAGAGGCCGAGGCCAAACUCAAUGUUGAAUCGAAGAAGCCUGUCGAAAUCAGCAAUGGCCACACCGAGAACAAUGCUGAAAAGGAUGCCGACAAUGCAGACGUUUCUGCGGUCCAGGAGGACGGCGCCGAAGACGAACAGGCUGCCACCUCGUCGUCGUCGACCAGCCGCCCACCCGACGAGGGCAACGAGGACGGUAGCAAGGGCCACCUGUAUCCGUACGGCCAGCGCUUCGUCGGUUUCGAGCGUGUCGAUCCCAAGAUCAUCAGCGAGUGCAUUCUCUACGUUACCGUGGAGCCCUGCGUCAUGUGCGCGUCGCUGCUUCGCCAGUUCGGCAUCAAAAAGGUAUACUUUGGCGCCGUCAACGACAAGUUCGGUGGCACAGGUGGCGUCUUCAGCAUCCAUGCCAACUCACUGCCGGUCAGCGAGGACGGACAGACCGCCUCGGCUCACCCCCUGCCGCGCGAGCCUCACUCCCAGCUGCCCGAUAGCAGCGACACGCUGGGCAUGUCGUACCCGCCCGGCGGCGGCGAUGGCGGCAACGUCGAGCCAGGAUUCGAGAUUGAGGGCGGCUGGGGCCGCGACGAGGCCGUCGCUCUGCUUCGUCGUUUCUACGUCCAGGAGAAUGGGCGAGCCCCCGUGCCACGAAAGAAGGAGGGACGCGCUGCCCGUCUGGCUGCUAUGAUGGAGAAGGACGGAAACGUCCCUGACUCUAUCCUGGACGACGGUGCCGCCGAGUAUCCAGAUGGCGACGCGGUUGGCUACGAGUCCCUGGGCGACUCCAACAAGGAGAACGAGAACCGCCUCGACGAUGACAUAUACGAGGAUGACCGCGACUACGUUGAGAUGGUGGAGGGCGAGAUGGCGCGCCGCGGCACGGGCAUAGGCAUGUGA
This is a messenger RNA of Purpureocillium lilacinum, 1704 nucleotides long. Its product is annotated as tRNA(adenine34) deaminase. Gene Ontology annotation, biological process: tRNA wobble adenosine to inosine editing. The record is from RefSeq and is a predicted model, not a curated record. Lineage: Eukaryota; Fungi; Ascomycota; Sordariomycetes; Hypocreales; Ophiocordycipitaceae. Gene Ontology annotation, molecular function: tRNA-specific adenosine-34 deaminase activity. Gene Ontology annotation, cellular component: nucleus; cytoplasm.